GGCGAGCGGGCGGGCGGGCGGGCGGCGGGGUGGGCGCUCGGGACCUUUGGGCGCUGAGCCAGACCAGCUCGCGUUCCCUCCUCCAGCGCUGCUGCUGGCUGUGCGGACCCGUCCCUAGCCGCUGCCCGGAGACCGGCGCGGUGGGCAUCCUUUGCCGGAAACUUGUUCCGCGAGCGCGACGUGGGCGCCCGGCCCCGCCCGACGGGGCCCUUCCUCCUCCCGGCCCCGACCUCCGCCCUCCACAUCUGGCUGCUGCAUCCGCGCAGCUGGAGUCUGUGCAAGAGCUCCUGCUUCGCAGAGACAGAGGGGAGAGACACCACAAUACCAAAGCUUCUGUGCACUGGUGGCUGAGAGCUUGAAUCUGGGUCAUGUGUUUGGCAAAGUAGGCACUUUCACAGGUAUAAAAUUUUAAAAAAUGAACAGCAAUAUAUAUUUCCAAUGUUCAAAACUUAUUUGGCUAGAACUGAAAUACAGUUGCCUACAGCGUAUUCCAGAGGAAUCGUUAAAGUCAAAGUAAUGGAUAACAGAAAAGAGCCUCCAUUCUUCAAUGAAGAUAACGUGGGACCAUUGUACUACAAAUUUCCUCUCUGUGACACCAUGGAGCUCUUCAUCGAAACAUUGACUGGAACAUGUUUUGAACUGAGAGUUUCACCUUUUGAAGCUGUUAUUUCUGUGAAAGCAAAAAUUCAGAGAUUGGAAGGUAUUCCCAUCUGUCAGCAGCACUUAAUCUGGAAUAACAUGGAACUUGAAGAUGAUUAUUGCUUGAAUGAUUACAACAUUUCAGAGGGUUGUACCUUGAAGCUGGUAUUGGCUAUGCGUGGAGGACCGAUAAAUACUAGAAGAGUUCCUGUGGAAGAUCCAUUUAGGGAGAUGGCUGAGUACAUGGACUCGAGUCGAGAUGAGGUCUGGGAGAAAACCUCCUGCAACAAACAAGUUACAUUUUUGGUAUACCGAGAAGGAGAUCAAUUGAAUUUCUUUCGUGUAGUAGAUAGGGGUGAUGGCACUUUAACACCACUAUCUGAAUCGUUAAGUGGUGGUUCUGUGUAUAAUUUAUACACUGAUGAGGAUGAAGAAGUUGAGCCUUCUCCUUCUGGGCACCAGAUAAUUGAAAAUUCAAUAACUAUGAAUAAGAUGAAGCUUCUGAAGGCAAAGAUGGAGAAUAUGAAUCUCAGCAAAAAGCCUAAGAAAACUGUCAAGGUCAAACCUCGUCCGCCUAUCACUCCUCGACCACCUAGUAGCUCCACAGUAGCUGCACGACACAGGUUGUUAAGGGUUCUCCCCCAUAUUGGGCAGUCUUAUUUAUCUUCUUCUGGGAGCACGUAUUUAUCGGAAACAUCCAGGAGUGCAAUUUCAAGUUUAGCAACCCUCCCCAUGGGUGAUAAGCCCAUUUCAUCUAUCACUAGUGAUUUUCUUAAAGAAGAUGAGAACUGGAAGAGUAAUACACUGUCUCAUUCCAAUAGUGUUAUCAGACUACCAUAUCAGAUACCCUAUUUGGAUUUGGAAAAUGAUGAGGUGCUUGCUGAGCUUGGAUCAUCUCUGUCUAGGCAGACAAAACACUGUUCAGAGAAUUUAUCAUCUAGUAUCAAGAAUGACACUCUUUUACUUCCAAGUUCCAAUGAGUAUGCAACUGAAGAAUCACUUCUACCUGAAGUGGGUUCAUUUGCUUCAUUUACAGAAGAAAACACCGAUGAACAGAACAGUGAUUUAGAAAGUGCACCGAAUGUUAAUCCUGAGUUCUUACUUAAUAAUGGUGAUAACGGGUUGAGAACUUCCGAACAACAUUUCAAACAUGUUGCCAAAGUACUGAGUGGUGAAUCGGUAGAGACUGCAGCUUUAAACCAUCGUGAACAAAGUCCUCAGAAGAAUAGACGCUUGUCACCUCUUCGUUGUUCUGCACCAAUGUCACUACACAAUUCUUUAGUGAGACAGCAGAGACAAUCGAAAUGUUUAGAGUCUGGGAUCCGCCAGUCUUCUGCUUCACAAAAUGUUCUUAGGUCAAUGGAUGUUAGAAAUAUAACAGAUUCUUCUUUUUCUAGGACUACUCGCUUUAGAGCUGUUAAAGUUGAUUCACCCGGGAAAAAGUCUGAUAUUAUUUCUAAAGUUGAGGCUCGGGAUAUUACAGAAAUGGCUAAUAAGGCUUCCAAAGAGCCUGUUGGUUGUGUAAAUAAUAUAGGUUUUCUUGCGUCACUGGCCCGGAGUGCAAGCAGAGACAGUUCGCAGAGCACACGUGGGACAAGCAGGCAUCGGACCUCUGGAAUUGGUCUAUCUGUAAACCUGCAGCAUUAUCAGGAAGAAAGCCUUAGGAAUAGUUCUCCCCCAUUAGAAUCCACAGAUAUUUUUCUAGCUGCUCAUGGUAUUGCAAUGAAUGGAAAUAGCACAGCAGCAGUGAAAAGAGUAGGGGAAUGUACUCAUCACCUUCCACCUGUGAAAGCCCCAAUUCAAACAAAGAAGAAAACAACAAAGCAUUGUUUCCUUUGCGGAAAGAAAACUGGACUGGCUACUAGCUAUGAAUGCAGAUGUGGAAAUAACUUCUGUGCAUCUCAUCGCUAUGCAGAAACUCACGGCUGCACCUAUGACUAUAAGAGUGCAGGGAGAAGAUACUUACAGGAGGCAAAUCCUGUGGUUAAUGCACCAAAGCUUCCAAAAAUCUAGCUCAUGCUCUGCAUGGAACUGUUCUCCUCAAGGAAUCUCACUGCAGUGACAGAAGAAAUAUUGUUUAGACUGCAUUAUUUUUGUUCAACUCCAAAAGUUUUGCCAAAUAAGAAACGCAAAUAAUGCAUACUGUUGGAGAAUGAGAAUGCUGCUGUAUUCGACAUCUUUAUUCUUUUGGUGAACCAAAAGUUUUUAAAAUAGUUUUAAAACUUUUACACUAUAAUGAUUUAACUUUGUUAUUUCAUGUCUUGUGUUAAGUAUUUUAUAUUUAACAUUCUAGUUUACUAAAUAAGGCUUCAAAAGAUGCACUUUAGGAAGUUAACAUAUACUAUGUAACUAGCUUCCACAUUGUACAGAAAUCAUUCAUCGUGUAAUGCCUGUAAUCUACCAAUUUUUUUUUCUAUGUGUAAAGGUGAGAUGGGUAUAGAUUUUUUUUAAAAUCCCAUGUGUGAAAGUUUAUUGAUCUUAUUAGCGAUUUCCUUUUUAUCUCAAACCAAUUAUAUAUUUAAAAGAACAUUUGGUUUCCCACUGUGGGUUUAAUGCAAAUAUUUCUUCUAUAUUGAGAUUGGCAUUCAGAUAUGUAUCCAUUCUACAAAAACACAUCAUGUUAAUCAUAGUGUCUAUUUCUCAGAGUACUACUUUUAAAUGGUAGUCUUAAAGUGAAAAAUACCCGCCCCACUUGUUGCCAUUAAAUACAGAAUCCUCUUUUUUUUUUUUAAUUUACCUUUUGAAAAAUAGCUGUAUUUUUAAAUCUCACCACCUGGUUUAUUCUUCUUAUGUGUUGAAUGCUAUUUCCAGGAGAAAUUCAAAUAAAUAUUUAAUUUUA
Molecule: messenger RNA, 3478 nt
Organism: Erinaceus europaeus (western European hedgehog)
Lineage: Eukaryota; Metazoa; Chordata; Mammalia; Eulipotyphla; Erinaceidae
Gene: ZFAND4
Product: zinc finger AN1-type containing 4
Exons: 11
Coding region: 439-2652 (737 amino acids)
Molecular function (GO): protein binding; zinc ion binding
Source: RefSeq, a predicted model, not a curated record